CUCUGCAAAGUCAGUAAUAGCGAAGUAAUAACAAGUUUUGUGUGAAAAUUUUAAAUACAUUUUAUAAUGUUCAAUUACGUAAGGCAUAAGAAUAUAGAUAACUCGCGCGAACAACGCAUUCAAAUUUUACAAAAAUUAAUGGAAGGUAUUCCAACGUCCAAAAUUGCGAGUGAUUGUAAAAUUAAUAUAUAUGCUUUAUUAGGAAUUAAACAUACAAUUGAUCAAAUAAAUUUAUUGAAAAAGACAUAUCGUAAAACCGCGUAUACAAUUAUUAGUGAUUACAUGCAUAAUUGGUUAUUAGAACGAAUAGUAUUGAGAGACACAAUUUCCGACGCGUUAUUUAGUGAUCAAGUAUAUGAAUUUGCAAGAAAGUUUGUUGGAUCAUCAACAGAACGUGAAAAAGAAAACAUGUUGCAUGAAUUUAAAAAAUGUUAUAAGAAUCUGAUACAGUCAGACAGUCAAAGCGUGCCUGAGAGUUCGCAAAAUUUCGAAAGGAAUGAGAAGAAUGUUGACAAAUUUAUUCGAGAAUUCAUUCAGCGAUUGAAACAGGAAAAUAUUAGUGAAGAUAAUAUUUAUACUAUGAUCGAAAAGAACUUUAAAUUGAAACAUCAUUUUCGGAACCAUCGUAUUCGGUCUAAGUCAAAACUUUCAGACAAAGACAAGGAAAAAGCUGCUGUAAUAGAAAAACUGAAAAAUGAUAGUCUAACUUUUAUAUUUUGUACAAAUGCUACAGGUAGUCAUAAAUUAUUACCCUUUCAUGCUUAUAACUAUAAACACGAAAUAGCUCUAAAAUAUUUAAAAAACACGUCAUUUCUGAUUAUGUCACAAAGAGAUACAUUAAACAACAUUUUCACGAAUUGGUACAAUAAUCACUUUAUAAAAUCUGUAAGAGAACAUCGACAGAAAACAAAUGUAAGUGGCAAAACAUUUUUACUCAUUAAAAAAUGCGAGUUUUCCUUAGAAGAAAACACGAAAGAUGACAGUUUCAAGAUUCUGUUUUUUCCAAAAAAUACAUUCCAAAUUCUCCAACCACUAGAUGAGAGAUUUACUAACAAACUUAAUAAUAAUUUUCGACACGCAUUUAAAGAUUUUUACAAAUCUUAUAACAUAGAAAAUUUAAUUAAAGUAACUUGCAAACCGUGGACCGACCUCACGUCUGCAUGUAUAAAAGAUUUAUGGAGAAAAUUUUUCAAAUCAGAUUUUCAAAUAAAAGAAAAUAAUAUAACAAAGGAAGAUAUCGCUGAUACAAAGAACAUAUUAGAAACACUUAGUUUUAUAGAAGAAGUUAAAACAGAAAAACGUCAAAAGCAACAGAAAAAUAUUGUAAAUGCUGAAAAUAUUGAACACAUAGAAAAUACUGAAAGCAUUGAAGAAAACAUUAAAGAAGAAAAUAAUUCAGCAGAGAAUUUGCCUAUGAAUAACUUAACUGUAAAUAAUGUAUUGCAAGGUCCAGACGAAAAAUCAGAAGCUUCUAUCUUUUACGUAAAAACUGAAGUAGAAAGACGUCAACAAGAGGAACAACAAGAAGACACUAAAAGUAUUGCAGAAGAAACACAAAGAGAAAAUAUUCCGAUGGAAAUUUUAGAGAUAAAAACCGAAGGAGAAGAACAUGAAGAACAAUUGGAAAAUACUAAGAGCAUUGAAAAUACGCAAAGCAGAAAUAUUCCGGAGAUUUUAAAAAUGAUGUACGAUCUGGAGGAAAAAAACAUCUCUCCACAAAAUUUGACAACGUAUUUCAAUUCUUACGGAAAAGCCGAAGGAGAAAAAUAUCAAGAACAAUUGGAAAAUAUUAAUAGCAUUGAAGAUACGCAAAACAGAAAUAUUCCGGAAAUUUUAAAAAUGAUGCACGAUAUAGAGGACAAAAAUAUCUCUCCACAAAAUUUGGCAAAAUAUUUAAAUUCUUUCUGAGAAGUCGAAGCAAGACCUGCAAAAUAAUUGGAAAAUAUUGGCUGCAUAGAGAAGAAAGACUAAAAACGAUGAAAAAAAUAGAUAUAUAAACUUAUGUGUAGAGGAUA
Molecule: messenger RNA, 2015 nt
Organism: Nylanderia fulva
Lineage: Eukaryota; Metazoa; Arthropoda; Insecta; Hymenoptera; Formicidae
Source: RefSeq, a predicted model, not a curated record